This is a messenger RNA of Zingiber officinale, 1111 nucleotides long. RefSeq names its product THO complex subunit 4A-like. Gene Ontology annotation, cellular component: nucleus. The transcript is spliced from 5 exons. Gene Ontology annotation, biological process: mRNA export from nucleus. Bases 149 to 868 code for a protein of 239 amino acids. The record is from RefSeq and is a predicted model, not a curated record. Gene Ontology annotation, molecular function: mRNA binding. Lineage: Eukaryota; Viridiplantae; Streptophyta; Magnoliopsida; Zingiberales; Zingiberaceae.
AUAGGUUUUUGAUUCCCCACUUUCCUCGAAACCCUACCCUCUUCGGCGCCGCCUCCCCUCUACGUCUCGCUUCUCACUGCUUCGUCUUCUGAGAUCCACUCUGGGAGAGUCUGCCGCUGCCGCCGCCGUUUAUUGUGGAUCAUCGAAGAUGUCGGGCGCCCUUGACAUGUCCCUCGACGACAUCAUCAAAAACAACAAGAAGACUAACGGUGGAGGCCGUGGACGGGGCCGUGGCUCCGGCCCUGGUCCUUCCCGCCGCUUCCCCAACCGAGCGACAAACCGAUCCGCCCCCUACUCUGUUGGGAAGGCUCCUGAAUCGGCGUGGCAGCACGACAUGUACUCGGCGGCUCCGCCAGGCGGGUUUCCUGUUCCAACGGCGAAGGCGUCCUCCAUAGAGACCGGAACAAAGCUAUAUAUUUCCAAUCUGGAAUAUGGGGUCUCGAACGAGGACAUCAAGGAACUUUUUUCAGAGGUUGGGGAUAUCAAGCGCUAUUCUAUUAAUUAUGAUAGAAGUGGAAGGUCUAAGGGAACGGCUGAAGUAGUUUUUGCAAAGCGGACUGAUGCUUUGGCAGCUGUAAAAAGGUACAACAAUGUGCUGCUUGAUGGAAAACCAAUGAAUAUAGAAAUUAUUGGGACAAAUAUUCCAACACCAGCUGUUGUUCCUCAACCCUCCAAUGGUGUCAUGGGAAAUCCUAUUGGUGGUUUAAGAAGUGGUACAAUUAGGGGUUCUGCAGGAUGGCCACGAGCUGGUGGCCGUGGAAGAGGUCGGGGACGUGGACGAGGUAAAGGUCGUGGUGAACCAGUUUCUGCUGAUGCACUUGAUGCUGAUUUGGAUAAGUAUCACUCAGAAGCGAUGCAAACCAAUUGAAUAGUCCUUAUUGGCUUCUUCAGCAUACCACUGUUGCAACCAUUGCAUGCAGAUCCUGCUCCACAUCAAUAUCUAUUCUGCAAACAUGUAUAAUGUAGCUAAUGGAAGAUAGUACUGUUUAAGUACUCUGAGAUUUUAGGCUUUCAUUUUCGCUUUGUUAUUUGUUUUGGUGUGAACUUCCUACUAGUACCUGGAUUAAAGUGAACAUCUGGUGCAUGGCCUAGUCAUCAUUUCGUUUGGUUA